AUAUUGUAAGGCUCUUGUGCAUCUCUUGUUGCCCAGCACCAUGCCAGAGGACCUACCUAAAAGUCAAAGUGAUGCAACUUGAAGGAUACUAUGAGAUCACAACUACUGCAGCAUUUUCCAGGAUCCAAACUCAGUUGAAACGCAAAGAUAUAGCCUAUAGGUGAGGUCACGUUAGGGGGGCAAGAGCCUAGACUGGGUUCUCUCCCUUCCGGUAGUCGUCCUCCUGGAUAUCAGGUUUCAGAGGGCCAACCACUUGCUCAUCAAUGCCCAGAUGAUUUUCAUUUUUUAAAUUCUCAAUCACUUUACUCGCCCCGGCGCCUCCAACAAGUUGAAGCUACAUUCAAGCUUGACACUUCCUUCAUCACCGGUGACAUCAGCUAGCGCCCCCCAAAACAGGAGAAAAGGCUUACUUUCUACCAAUUCAUGCCCCCGGCACUUUAGGCUUCCCCCAAAUCUGCUGUGCUUCCCGCCCACAAUUUGCCCAAAUGGCGCCCGGACGCGUUUUCUUUGUGGCGCUAGCAGUGGUGCUGGCCGUAUGCUGGGAAAGUGUAGAUGCACAGGUUGGCUUCGAUAACUCACGCGCCGACGGCUACACUUGCCCGCCGGGCCUUCUCCCCCUCAACCGGGGCAACUCCGACACGUCUGAGAUCGUCUGCGACCAGGACCCGUGUUACAAUGACGUCAUUGGCUGUGGCCCAGGCAACGUGUGUACCCGGCUUCCCAGAGCCUCCAUUGGUGGAUAUUUUUACCAACAUGACUGCCAGUGCAAGCCUCCCUAUGUUCGAGGAACAUACACAGGCUACAAAGGCCUCGGAUCCCACACCAGUUGCUAUAUCCCUGGCCAAGAGGUGUGCUUUCCCGACCCCUGCCAGAACGGCGGCGUGUGCGGACGUCAGAUAGGCGACAGCGGUGACGUCAUCGACUUUACGUGCAAUUGCCCCGUGGGUUUUGGCGGGAAGACGUGCUCGCUUCAGACGACGGAGGCCUACGGCGGAUUCCCCAAGCCGGUGAAGACCUCUGAGCCAAGCGGGCCCCCGUCGAGCGGCCCCCCUCCAAGCGGCUCUCAAGGUUUCUGCGGUUCGGGCGCCGCUGGUGCUUUCCCCACCCGGUGCUACUUCAACAACGAUCCCCAGGGGCGCUACGUCUGCUGCGACUCCGCCGGAUGCGACGGCUUCAACCCCCCCGACUUUCUCGUCCCCCACUGCAAAGCCAACGGUUACGUGCCACCUGGCUUUGGCGUCGGAGCCUCUCCCUCCCCCCCCGCGAUUACGCCCCCGGCGGGGCCGCCCGCGAGUGGGUCGCAAGGUGUUUGCGGAACAGGCGACGCGAGCUUUUUCCCCACGCGGUGCUGGUUCAACAACGAUCCCCAGGGGCGCUACGUCUGCUGCGACGGCCAGGGGUGUGACGGGUUCAACUCGGACAAUCUGACCCCCCACUGCAAGAAUUACGGUUUUGUGCCGCGCAAUUUCGGCGCGGGGGGUUCGCCUGCCCAGCCCACCACACCCCCCAGCGGGUCCACACCCCCCAGCGGGUCGCAAGGCGUCUGCGGCACCGGAGCGGCAGCAAGCUUCCCCGUGCGGUGCUACUACAACAAUGACCCACAGGGGCGCUACGUGUGCUGCGACUCAGCCGGCUGCGACGGGUUCAAUCCGCCCGACAACUUCUUCCCACACUGCAAGGCCAAUGGAUACGUACCGCCAAGUCUUUAGUUAAGUACAUCCCACUUAUAUCAAGUCCUCCUCCUUCGAGUACAGUCGCGAUAGAAGUGCGCGCUCUCGAUCUCGCCCCACUUCGAUUUUUGACAAUAUCCGUCGGUUAGUGACUUCGACGAACUUAGCCGCUCAAAGUGUCGUAGAGUGUCAACUUAGAGUCGCCGUUCAAUGAGCCAGGAGUAGUCGGUCUUAGGAACGUACUGCAAAAUAGAUGCGCCGGUUUAUGGAGCCAGAUGUACUACCUUUCGGUAUUUAGAGAGUUAACGAAGUGACCCGAAACGAGGCUAGGCCGAGGAGAGAGGUCCAUAUUGCAAGCAGCUGCUGGUCGACAGUCUUGCUACUAUGUAGAGCUAGCUGAGUUUUACUUGUACACGGCGAGAACACGAUAAUUACUGAAUACUACGUAUUCAGAUCGUAUUCAUGCUGAAUCGUGUGCUUGCAUGCACACACACUGUCAA
This is a messenger RNA of Klebsormidium nitens, 2170 nucleotides long. The record is from the annotation of a GenBank genome assembly. Lineage: Eukaryota; Viridiplantae; Streptophyta; Klebsormidiophyceae; Klebsormidiales; Klebsormidiaceae.